This is a messenger RNA of Seminavis robusta, 2912 nucleotides long. The record is from the annotation of a GenBank genome assembly. Lineage: Eukaryota; Bacillariophyta; Bacillariophyceae; Naviculales; Naviculaceae.
UGAUUCAAUCGAAUCUUUUGCUGCCACGAACCCCAAGAACCGCAUCGUUCCUGUUCGAAGCUUUGGUCGCCGUUGCAUUGUUGCCAUUGCCAAUGGCCACUGCCAAAGGAUUGUAUACUUCUGCGUUUGUGCGAUAAAUCAACACGUUUCCAAUGUCUUCCUCUUCUUCUGAUGACGAUGCUAAUUUCCUGCGUUUGCACGCAAAAUCAAUAGCGGAAGCUCUCCAGCAACGAGAUGCUGCUGAACAAGCUCUUUCCAAUGCUACCGGUGCUACAACUACCAAGUCCCAACGAGAACAACUGAUACACGACACUUAUAUUGCAUUAUGCUACGACGAUCCUCGUGUUGAGUCUGAUUUGGGCUGUCAAUAUCUUGCCAUGGCAAUGGUGGAUCCAAAAUCACCCUAUGCUCUUUCGGGUCCUCUGGUGGAGGGUAUCCGGCAACUCUGUGCCAAACAGCAAGAAAACUCAGGUGCCGCCGUUUCCAGCACCCAAGAAUCGUCAUUGUCUUCUCCAGCCAGUGCGGGAUCCAAUACCGCCAAAGGAUCCGCCAUGCUGGCCUGGGCCAUUGGUGUUCGGAUACCUCUGCUCUGUUGCCAGGCAUCGGAUCUUUCGCAGGUUGACUCUCUUUUGGGAUCCUACCGACCUUCACCUCCACCCAAUCCACUGACAACCAAUGACACCAACAACAAUGACCAGCAUAAUUUAUCCCACGCAAUCCAGAACAGUUCCAAACAAAAAUUGGGGGAAGAAGCUGACCGAUUGGCAGCCAUGCUAAGUCAACCUCUAGAGGAGGAUAAUAAUGCUACCAACGGUAACAAUAACAUUGCCACCAAUGACGAAGAGGAAGAAGUGUGGGCUGCCGAAUCAGAUCCCUCUGAUUUCGAAUUCGAGUCUGGAUUCUCUUACGAACAACAAAUUGCAGAGGUCGAAGACUCCUUUGCCGAAUGGAUGAUUGACCGCACUGAUCCCAUCAAGCUGUCCACACCAUCCUCCAAGACUUCCUGGAAACAAGUCAGACAUGCCGUCAUGGAUUUGACCUCGCAACUCAAUUUCCGUCAAGUGGCUUCGUUGUGGACGAGUACCAAUAAUCUUCAGGGCCUCGUGGGGACUCGAGGUCCUUCGAAUAUUCUCACUCAAUUCACCCUGACGCUGUUGGUACCGCCAACCAUCACAACGAACAAACCUUCUGUAUUUGAUUCUCCAGACGACGAUGAAGAUGCUCUGCAACCACACCGUCAGUUGCAAGCCAUGGCGUGGCAUCCACUAUGGGUCAUGCGAGACGCUGCGGCUGCCAACACGACCAGUACAACCACACUCUCCGAAUACUUGACCAUGUUGCAGACAUUGAUUGCGAUUGACGCGGCCGCAGCCAAACCUCCGAGCGAAGGAAUGGCUCCUGCUACAUAUGUUGGCUUGGCAUCCUUGUCGGCACUUUGUCAGCAAUUCAUGACAGAGGCAUCGACGACGACGACAGGUCAGCAACAACUCGUGGAGCGAUUUCGAAUCUUGCGGCGCAGUGUUUGGGGAACCUGCGACGAUUUGGCGCAUGCCAUGGAACAGGAAGAAAAGAUUCGAAAGACAGCAGCAGCAUCGAGCCAAAAAUCGUCCGAAAAUUGGAUUGUGUGGACGCUGCUGCCGCUAUUUGAAGUCAUGACCAACCAAAAGUUGCAAACGGGAUCUACCAUUGUCGCCAAGGCCGAGUCAUUGGCACAGCAACAUCACAAUCAGCAACAAGCCAGUCAGCAAUGGUCUGCGGGGUUGCUUCAAACUGGUCUUUUGCGGCAUUGGCUGCUCAAGUGCCAGGAACUUGGACAACAACAGGAAGAAGAUGGUUCACCGUCUCUUCUUGUCCUCUUGCAAUUCGUGAGACGCUCGUUGCUGUUCAUGAUUGCUCAGUCCAUGACAUCUACAUCAGCACUUGGGAAGUACGCCUGGCGUUUCCCAAACUUUGGCUCGAUUGUUGAGAUUGGCAUGUCUUACUACGAGAAAUCAAAAAAGGACGAUCCAGAUGUCGACGCGAUCUUGUGGAACAUGCUGGCGAUGGAAUUGGCAGGAAACGUCGCUGCUUCGGCUCCCACAAUUCAAUGGAAGAACAAAGCGAGCACCGUCAAACCGUUGCCGUCCCGGCUGGACUGCCACAAAGCUGCUUCGGUCGGCUACCAGGACCUGUGCUGUGCCGUAGUGCGUGUUCUGGAACUUGCCUGUGAGGAGGAAAACAAGAAGGAAAAUCUCAACACGUCCUCGUCCGAGGAAAAGAAUACCACCCAACAAGAAGACAAACUCCAGCACCAAGUGAUCCUACGAUCCUUUCAACGAUUUGUCGAUUGUCUUGCAGCUUGUCCACUUCUGGCACGUUUGUUCGUGCAGGACUUGACAAGCGACAAGGACACUGAUACGAGUACAAGUACCAGUUGCCUGAAUGAUAUCCAAACGGCGCUUUCCCAAUACAAGGCUCCAUCCCCGGAUGACGCGACCGGACCCAAAGCCAAGGACGAAGAUGCUGCUGACGUCGAGGGUCAAGCCGUUCUAGAGAACACUCGAGCAGCUAAGGAGCAGGUCCAAAGUGCCAGCCUACAGGAAGAGAUUCAUCUGGUGCGCAAGGAUUUGAAGGUGCUUCGUUCCAUUUUAGCAACCAAGGCAUCAUCAUCGGGCACGACUUCGGCUGCAGGUUUUCUGGUCCCUCAAGAACUGACUUCGUCCUCCAAGACGGACUAGCCAGCUAGCUAGCCGCCUAGCUAGCCGCAUAAGGUGGGCUUUGCCACAUUACGUAGUACGAACGAUUGACUGAGCGUGGUGACCCCAAGGAUCGAAUCAUUUGUUGCUGGGGAGCUGGCUUUGCUGGGCAUCAGGACGUGAGGUGAGUGAGAAACUGAAAUAAAUAAAUAAAAAUAAAACCUAUCUGAACAUAGU